AUAUAUAUUUACGAUUCUUAUUGUUAUUUAAAAAAACUGUAAAUUUGUUAAUUAAUAGUAAUACAAUAAUCGAUUUCCAAUUUUUCUAUGAUUUCAUUGAGAUAUGUGAAAUAGAAUUAAUUAUUUUUUGAAUAAACAAUUUUAUUUGGUUUUGAUUUUAAUAAUUAUAUCAUUAAUUUGAAAAAUCUAUCACAAUGAUUCAAAUUCAAGAGAAAAAGAAUGAAGAAUUUUUUAUAUCUGAAGAAGAAAAUGACAAACUUACAAUAAAACCACUUGGUGCUGGUCAAGAAGUUGGUAGAUCAUGUAUUGUUAUGGAGUUUAAAGGAAAAAAAAUAAUGAUGGAUUGUGGUAUACACCCUGGUCUUCAAGGUCUAGAUGCAUUACCAUUUGUUGAUCUUAUUGAAGCAAAUGAAAUUGAUCUACUUCUUAUUACUCAUUUUCAUUUAGAUCAUAGCGGAGCACUUCCUUGGUUUUUAUUAAAAACAAAAUUUAAAGGAAAAUGUUAUAUGACUCAUGCUACUAAGGCUAUUUAUAGAUGGCUUCUAUCAGAUUAUAUUAAAGUGAGUAAUAUAGGAACUGAGCAAAUGCUUUAUACUGAAGCUGACCUUGAAAAAAGUAUGGAUCGAAUUGAAACUAUCAAUUUCCAUGAAGAAAAAGAUGUUGGGGGAAUUAGAUUUUGUGCAUAUAAUGCAGGUCAUGUAUUAGGGGCUGCUAUGUUCAUGAUUGAAAUAGCUGGAGUUAAAGUUUUGUACACAGGCGAUUUUUCUCGCCAAGAAGAUCGUCAUUUAAUGGCUGCUGAAAUUCCUCCCAUAAGACCAGAAAUAUUAAUUACUGAAUCUACAUAUGGUACACAUAUUCAUGAAAAACGUGAAGAGAGAGAACGGAGAUUCACAAUGCUUGUUCAUGACAUUGUUAAUAGAGGAGGAAGAUGUUUAAUACCAGUUUUUGCAUUAGGACGUGCACAAGAACUAUUGUUAAUUUUGGAUGAAUACUGGGGUCUUCACCCAGAACUUCAUGAUAUUCCAAUAUAUUAUGCAUCAUCAUUAGCUAAAAAGUGUAUGUCUGUGUAUCAGACCUAUAUUAAUGCAAUGAAUGACCGUAUAAAAAGACAAAUUGCUGUUAACAAUCCUUUUGUAUUUAAGCAUAUUACAAAUUUAAAAAGUAUAGAUCAUUUUGAAGAUAUAGGACCAUGUGUUGUUAUGGCUUCACCUGGUAUGAUGCAAAGUGGUUUGUCCAGGGAACUCUUUGAAAUGUGGUGUACAGAUAGUAAAAAUGGUGUAAUUAUUGCUGGUUAUGUUGUUCAAGGAACCUUAGCCAAAACCAUUUUAUCUGAUCCUGAAGAUAUAAUGACUAUGUCUGGACAAAAAUUACCAUUGAAAAUGUCUGUUGAUUACAUUUCAUUUUCAGCGCAUACUGAUUACCAACAAACAAGAGAAUUUAUUAAUAUAUUAAAACCGCCCCACAUAGUGUUAGUACAUGGUGAACAAAAUGAAAUGCAAAGAUUGAAAUCAGCCCUAGUCCGGGAGUAUGAAGAAAAUUCUGAAGAUAUUAAAGUUUACAAUCCAAGAAAUACUGUGGGAGUUGAUUUUUAUUUUACGGGUGAAAAAACCGCAAAAGUAAUGGGAACUUUAGCUGUUGAUAAACCAGUUGAAAAUAAAACUUUAAGUGGUGUGUUAUUAAAAAGAAAUUUUAGCUACCAUAUUUUUGCAGCAGAAGAUAUACCAAGAUAUUCGGAUAUGUUGUUAAGCGAAGUACAACAAAAACAACUCCAUAGAUUUACAGGAUCAUUUUCUGUACUUCAAAAUAUGUUAUCACACUUAACUGGCUGUAUACCAGAAGUUAUAUAUCCAAACAAAAAAUUAAGAGUUUUGAAUUCUGUUGAUGUAUCUAUUGAUAAAAAUUUUGCUACGUUAGAAUGGAUAACUACUCCUGAAAAUGACAUGUAUGCUGACAUCGUAGUGCAAGUAUUAAUGAAAAUUCAAACAAUGAACCAUGGUGAUAUGAAAAAUGUUUCAUCAGUUCCGUUUACUGAGUAUGACCGUAUGCAUUUCAAGGAAUGUUUAAUUGAAAUUUUACAAGAAAUGUUUGGAGAAGAGUCUGUCCCUAAAAUAUUUAGAGGUGAAAAAUUAUUUGUGGCUGUUGAUGGAAAAAAAGCAAAUAUUAACUUGAAAACUUUGGAAGUUACAUGUGAAGAUGAAAGUCUGCAAAGAAUGGUACAAGCUGCUGUGUCACGGUUACAUAACACAGUUACACCUUUAAAUAAACCUUAACUUAUAAAAAUAAAUAUGUUAUUACUCAUUACUGGUAUUUAAUUAUAACAUAUUAUUCUAUAUUUUUAAAUAAAUGAUAUUUGUAUUUUGCAAA
Molecule: messenger RNA, 2364 nt
Organism: Daktulosphaira vitifoliae (grape phylloxera)
Lineage: Eukaryota; Metazoa; Arthropoda; Insecta; Hemiptera; Phylloxeridae
Gene: Cpsf73
Product: cleavage and polyadenylation specificity factor 73
Exons: 14
Coding region: 195-2270 (691 amino acids)
Biological process (GO): mRNA 3'-end processing by stem-loop binding and cleavage
Cellular component (GO): mRNA cleavage and polyadenylation specificity factor complex
Molecular function (GO): 5'-3' exonuclease activity; RNA endonuclease activity; RNA binding
Source: RefSeq, a predicted model, not a curated record